Molecule: messenger RNA, 1425 nt
Organism: Saccharomyces kudriavzevii IFO 1802
Lineage: Eukaryota; Fungi; Ascomycota; Saccharomycetes; Saccharomycetales; Saccharomycetaceae
Gene: CAC2
Product: Cac2p
Exons: 1
Coding region: 1-1425 (474 amino acids)
Biological process (GO): DNA replication-dependent chromatin assembly; nucleosome assembly
Cellular component (GO): CAF-1 complex; nucleus
Molecular function (GO): protein binding
Source: RefSeq, a predicted model, not a curated record
AUGGAGGCUUCACAUUUGCAAAUAUACUGGCACGACUCGCAGCCCGUGUACACGCUGACGUUCCAGAAGGGCGGUUCGAGCGAUAAACUGUUCACCGCCGGUGGAGAUAACAAGGUCCGGAUAUGGAGGUUGAACAGGAAGGGAAAUGGCAAAAGCGAGGACGUACGCAAGAUCGAGAGUAUGGACUUUCUCGGGUCACUGACUCACCACGAGCAGGCCAUCAAUGUGAUCCGGUUCAAUUCGUACGGCGACGUCCUGGCUUCCGCCGGCGACGACGGCCAAAUACUGCUGUGGAAGCAGGAGGAUCCGAAUGCGCAGCAAGAGUCCGUGAUGAGGCCCUUUGGGGUGGGCCCAGAGGCGGACGAGGCGGACGAGAACAAGGAGAAGUGGGUGGUGUGGAAGCGGCUGCGCGGCGGUAGCGGUGCUACUGCAGCGGCAGAGAUCUACGAUCUGGCAUGGUCGCCCGACAAUAGGAGUAUUGUGGUGGCAUGCAUGGACAAUUCGAUACGGCUGUUCGAUGUUGGCGCCGGGACGCUGGUAUGCAGCCAAUCGGAUCACGGCCACUACGUCCAAGGCGUUGCAUGGGAUCCGCUGAACCAGUUUAUCCUAUCACAGUCUGCAGACCGGUCGCUGCACGUGUACGAGAUCGUCAAGUCGCCCGCAGGAGUGGUGGCAGGGUUGAAGCUGAGGAACAAGAUCGUCAAGGCGGAGCUGCCCACGCCCGGCGAUGUGCUGAGGACAAACUACCUCUUCCACAACGAGACGCUGCCUUCAUUUUUCAGGCGAUGCAGCGUCUCACCCUGCGGUGGCCUGGUGGUAGUGCCCAGCGGUGUGUACAAAGUGGGCGACGAUGAAGCUACAAACUGCGUGUACGUGUACACUAGGUCUGGGAUACUGAACGGCGCUGGCGGCGUGAAGAACAGGCCCGCAUUGAGAAUCCCGUCCUUGAAGAAACCAGCACUGAUGGUGGCCUUCUCGCCCGUGUUCUACGAAACGCGCCAACACAGUGUGUUCCAGCUUCCCUAUAAGCUGAUAUUUGCCAUAGCAACGACCAACGAGGUGCUUUUGUACGACACGGACGCAUGGGAGCCGCUCUGCGUGGUGGGGAACAUACACUACUCGCCGAUCACCGAUCUAGCAUGGUCCGGAGACGGCUCGACACUAUUGGUCUCGUCAACAGACGGGUUCUGCUCGUAUGUAUCGAUCGACACUGAGACGCAAUUUGGUGCGAGCAUGGAGCCGCCAGCGCUCCGUGCAGAGCAACUGGAGGACAAUUACAACGAUGUCACGACAGGGGCAGCAGCAGCCAAAACCCCACGCGAGUCGGCGGGAAUCGUGAAUAUGCUGCUGCCCAUGAGGAAGAUUCCGGGCAACAGCAACGAUACCAAAAAGAGGCGGAUCCAGCCCACACAAGUAGACCUUUAA